Morchella importuna is the source of this 492-nucleotide messenger RNA. RefSeq lists its product as uncharacterized. Bases 1 to 492 code for a protein of 163 amino acids. The transcript has 2 exons. The record is from RefSeq and is a predicted model, not a curated record. Gene Ontology annotation, cellular component: membrane. NCBI's taxonomy places the organism in Eukaryota, Fungi, Ascomycota, Pezizomycetes, Pezizales, Morchellaceae.
AUGCUCAAAACCACCCGCCUCAGCUCCCACCCCCCACACCCCCUUGGCCUCCCCGGCCUCAUCGCCCACACCGCUCUCCGCGCGCUGCAGCUCCUCAUCGCACUCGUCAUAACAGGCAUCUACGGGCGCGACCUGCACCGCGCGAGCCAAGUGCACGAGUCCGCCGACUCGCGCUGGGUCUACGCCAUGGUCGUGGCGGCGCUGACGAUCCUUACCACGCUCAUUUUCCUUGUGCCGGCGGUGCGGUGCGCGAGGUUCUGGCCGGCGGACGGGGCGCUGUUCUUUCUGUGGAUGGUGCUGUUUGCGGUGUUUGGGAAGCUGUAUCUGGGCGAGGACUGUGAGGGGAGCGGCGCGUGCGGGAGGAUGAAGACGGCGGUGUGGUUUGAUCUGGUGGGGAUGUUGCUGUGGUUGGCGACUUUUGUGGGCGGCGCGUUUUUGUUCUGGAAGGAGAGACAUAGUCGUACGAUCUUUACGGGGCGGGGGACCGUCUAG